Molecule: messenger RNA, 814 nt
Organism: Rubroshorea leprosula
Lineage: Eukaryota; Viridiplantae; Streptophyta; Magnoliopsida; Malvales; Dipterocarpaceae
Source: the annotation of a GenBank genome assembly
AAUUAUUUUUCCCGUUUGUCCUUUAAGCCCACAAGAUCCAGAAUUUUUUUUGUGGUACUUGCUUAAAAAGUGGCCGCUUUGAUCACUUCCCCUUCAUCUCCUCCCAUCUCUGCAUCUCCAUCACCACCGUCUCCGGCGAUGGACUCUCCAAAUGCAAUCACUCUUCUAUUCCUGCUAGUCUUGAUCCCCUUCGCCACUGUUGCUCCGUCUGCUGCUCCGCUUGCUGCUCCCCUUGCUGCUCCGUCUGCCGCUCCGCUUGCUGCUCCGUCUGCCACCCAGCCUGCCGCGCCGUCUGCCGCGCCGUCUGCCGCCCCAUCGGCUUCUUCAUCAGUUGAGGUUAGUGAAGCUAAUCGAAAAUGCAGCAUACCAAUCCAUGGAAAUUGCACAAACAAAUACUGCUGUUGGGAUCUCUGCAAAAAGCAGAUACGGUACGCGAAGACCGUGGAUGCGGCUUAUAGGUCCAUUAAUGGCGCCCAUCAGUGCUUCUGUACCGUGAUAUAUAAUGGUAAGCCAGGUCCUUGUCCUUAGGCGCCAUAAGUGUCAUUGAUGGCGCUCAUCGGUGCUACUGUCACGCGAUAUAUAGAGGUAUAAGCCAGGUUCUUGUGCGCCAUGAGUGUGGGCAAUAGCAAGGAUUUUGGCUGACAAAACUUAGAAUUUUGCUUCUUACAUCAAUUUGGAUAUCAUGAAUAACUGCACCCUCUGACUUGAAAACCUACUGGUGAAACCUCCUAUUCCUCUCCAUCCACACAUGGUAGAAUCUUCUUACCCAGCCAAUGCAUUAGGCUUUGCCAAGAAUCAGUAAAAGGUAUACCAG